AUGCGAGCUACAUCAUUACACCUCCUAGCCGCCCUGGCGCGCCUUACUGCCAGCGCAGAAAUCGACACCGAAGAACUCCCCGACACAGGCCUCGACACCUCCCAAUGGGUAACAGGAGAAGUCCCUCCCCUAGACGACAUGGUAAAUCUCCACGACAUGCAACUCGCCGCCAAAAACGCCCUCUCAGGCAAAAAUUACGCCUACUACCGCACCGCAUCUCUCGACGAAGUCACCUACAAGAAAAACCUCUUUGACUGGGAAAAAAUCCGACUAAACGGUUUUUCUUUCGUGAAUGUCUCCAAUAUUAAUCUCCAAACAAGCAUUCUCGGCCAUGAAUUUUCUGCUCCGUUUUUUAUCGCUCCUGCUGCCAAAGCCGGAAAAGCGAGUAAAGGAGCCGAAACAAAUCUCGUUCGAGCAGCAGGAGCAGCAGGGAUUUUGUAUAUUCCUUCGAUUUCUUCAACGUUGUCGAUUGAAGAGAUUAGCGAUGCUGCUCUUCCCGGCAGCAACAACUCCACCUCCUCUAAUUCUUCUUCCACCACCCCCCAAGUCCUCUUCCACCAAGAAUACAUCUGGACAAACACCACCCGCCUCACCUCCGAACUCCGACGCAUGGAAAACUCCGGCUACAAAGCCCUCGUCCUCACAGUCGACAACGUCGGCGUCAACGGCAUCCGCAAUCGUCAAAUGCGCUAUUCCUCCGGUUUGAGCGAAACUCUCCACAGUGCAACUUUCACCAUCGAAUCUCUCGCGCAACUGCGCAAUAUGACGACUCUCCCUAUCAUUCCCAAGGGAGUCAAAACUGCCCACGAUGUAAAAUUAUGCGCGGAUUUGGGAUUUCCCGCUGUGUAUAUUUCGAAUCAUGGAGGUCGGACGGUGGAUUUGGCUCCGACGGCUGUGGAGACUUUGUUGGAGGUUAGAAGGCUGUAUCCAGAGGUUUUUGAUCAGGUGGAGAUUUAUGCGGAUGGGGGCGUGAGAAGGGCUUCGCAUAUUUUGACGUUGAUUGCGUUGGGGGCCAAGGCGGUCGGGGUGGGGAGGCCGGCGAUGUUUGCGAAUGUUUUUGGGGAGGAGGGAGUUAGUAAGAUGAUUGCGAUUUUGAAGGAGGAGUUGAAGACGACUAUGCAGUUGAUGGGGGAGAGUGAUGUGAAUGCAUAUCGGGGGAAUGGGACGUUUGUGAAUACCAAGGCGGUUGAGAGGGAUUUUUUCGGCUUGGCUUGA
Molecule: messenger RNA, 1215 nt
Organism: Sphaerulina musiva SO2202
Lineage: Eukaryota; Fungi; Ascomycota; Dothideomycetes; Mycosphaerellales; Mycosphaerellaceae
Product: FMN-dependent alpha-hydroxy acid dehydrogenase
Exons: 1
Coding region: 1-1215 (404 amino acids)
Molecular function (GO): oxidoreductase activity; FMN binding
Source: RefSeq, a predicted model, not a curated record